AUGGAGGAUCAGGACAGUGUGACACUUUGCUUCCCAGAACUCCUCAACAGCUCUUGCAGAAAGCCAACUCUCCUUUGGUCUGAGAUUGUGCUACUCAACUUUCUGUGGUCCUUCAUCUCUCUGACAACCUCAGUUCUCAACCUGCUGGUCAUCAUCUCAGUCUGCCAUUUCAGGAUGAUGGAGGAUCAGGACAGUGUGAGACUCUGCUUCCCAGAACUCCUCAACAGCUCUUGCAGAAAGCCAACUCUCCCUUGGUCUGAACUUGUGCUUCUCAACCUUCUGUGGUCGUUCAUCUCUCUGAUAACUGCAGUUCUCAACCUGCUGGUGAUCAUCUCAGUCUGCCAUUUC
Messenger RNA from Menidia menidia (Atlantic silverside), 348 nucleotides. Lineage: Eukaryota; Metazoa; Chordata; Actinopteri; Atheriniformes; Atherinopsidae. The record is from the annotation of a GenBank genome assembly.